AUGAAUGCAAACUUUGAUUUUGUCAUCAAAACCAAUGAGACAUACAUUCAACCCAACGAACAGUUCAACAGUUUUAUGAUUAGCUCGAAGACCAUCGCCGAAGACAUGGUCUGCGAGCCAUCCAAUGGUGACAAUGAGGUGAAGACAUCGGCGCUGCCGAAGCCGACCGAGAAGUUUGUGGACUUCAUUGUCAAGCAAUACAAAGACGAUGGCUUUGUCUGCACUCUGGAUGAGAAUGAGAGACAAAUCUAUUACUGCUAUUACUGUCACCAAUACAUCCAUGACUUCGACCUCAUCCCCACUCACAUUGAUAGCGCACAGCACCUGAAGAAUAUAUUGAAUGGCAUUUCAUUCACUCGAGGAUUGGAUAAAGAGUUUGUUAUGGAGUCCACCACUGAUGAGAAGCCUACGAAUUUGUUCAAACUGUUGGACAAAGUGUUGACACGAAUGCCUCUGCAUCUGAAGCACUAUUACUUCCGCAACGGUAUCCGAGUUAUGAAUGUGAAGACGCCGAGUGGUUACUUCUGCACAUUUUGCAAUCAACCCAUCGCUGACUACAGAGGGAUUGAGCCUCAUUUGGCACUAGAGAGCCAUGGAUUGAGUCAACAAAAGCCAACUUUAAUGCAAUUAAUAGAUAAGUCAGACGAAGAUUUGUUGCGAAUCGGUCUCCAAUUCAUUAGCGAAGACAUUAUAUCGGACACGUGUGUAGUCUAUGAGUGCGAACUCUGCAAUUGCUUUGAUUGCGAUAACGAGAAAAUGUUUUCACACAUCAAGAGCUUUAAGCACCGCAAGAAUAUUCUUAAAGAAUACAAUUACGAUAUAAUCGACUUAUCGGAGAUUGAUAUGGAGACCAGUCUUAGGGAUAUUCAAGAGAAACAUGGAAUCAGUUGUAUUAAGACAUGUAAUAGAUAUACGCGGCUUAAAGAAUAUCCAGAACCAGUACCCGAACCCACUCCUAUACCUGACCCUAACCCUGAACCUAAGCCUAGUCCUACACCGCAGAUACCAUUGGUUGAUAUUAAGGAUAAUGAUAACGAUGUGUCGGAAUCUCCGAAAGACAACGCUUUCAUCAGAGAAGACAUUCUUUUGCCGAACUUCGAGAGUCAUAAAAUCAUCAAAACUUACGAAAGCGACGGCAAAGACAUUUAUUAUUGUUGUUAUUGUGAUCUCUACUACCAUUCAUUCAAAGAUAUCAAACAUCACAUCAGAUUCGAUGCCAUCCAUACAAAAAAGAAAAUAUCGCCAAAUAAUGAUGUAUUGAAUACGAUCGCCGAGAAGGACGCGUCGCUGCAGACGUCAGAUGUGUUGAAACAGCAGAUCUCAAGAAUCGAGAGUAGGAUUGGUUGCGGUUUCGUUAAAAGGAACCCUUUUUUCGACCAACAAAUCACUGACAAAAUAACUCAAAUUCAAACGACAAACGACGCGAGACGUCGGCAUAAACUGAAACUAUUGAGGGCUCAGAACAAUGACAGCGAUGACUGUGAUAUGCCUGAAGAACAACUGUUGUCUCAAUUCAAUGAGUUGUUUGCUGUGAAAUUGUGCGAUGAAAACGAGGUGCCAGUCCUCGUCUCAAUCAUUGAAUCACUCAAAGAUAGUUUAAUCGCUUAUUAUAAGCCACAGAAUGACAUCAAUUGCCCCACAGAUACGAGUUUAUAG
Messenger RNA from Oppiella nova, 1656 nucleotides. NCBI's taxonomy places the organism in Eukaryota, Metazoa, Arthropoda, Arachnida, Sarcoptiformes, Oppiidae. The record is from the annotation of a GenBank genome assembly.